CUGUGUCAGUGGCCGAUGUGGACCUGGAGGCAGCAGGAAGCAGGAGGCUCCUGUCCCAGCCGGACAGCCAUGAGGGGUACGUGGAGCUGCACGAGCUGGUCCUGGACAAUGCAAAGGACUUGUGCUGGAUGGAGGCCGGCCACUGGCUCAGCCUGGAGGAGGACUUCCAGGAAUCGGGGGACUGGAGCCAGCCCCAUCUGUCCUUCCUAACCUACCACAGCCUCCUGGAGAUCCGCCGGGCUCUGAGCAAAGGUGAGAAGACCAAGGGGAUGAUGGGGGUGUCGGAGCUGCUCAUCUCCACCUGUGUGCAGUGCGUGCUCUUCAGCCUCCUCAGCGCCCAGCCCCUCCUCGUCGUCGGCUUCUCGGGACCCCUCCUGGUCUUUGAGGAAGCCUUUUACUCGUUCUGCAGCAGCAAUGGCCUGGAGUACAUCGUGGGACGGGUCUGGAUCGGGUUCUGGCUGAUCCUGCUGGUGCUGGUGGUGGUGGCGUGCGAGGGCAGCUUCCUGGUGCGCUACCUGUCCCGCUACACGCAGGAGAUCUUCUCCUUCCUCAUCUCCCUCAUCUUCAUCUUCGAGACCUUCUCCAAGCUGGUCACGAUUUUCAAGCAACACCCACUGAAGAGGGUGUACGCCGUGCAGGCUGAGGUGCAGCCCGGGGUGCCCGAGCCCAACACGGCGCUGCUGUCCCUGGUGCUCAUGGCUGGCACCUUCUUCCUGGCCUACUUCCUCCGCGUGUUCAAGAACAGCUCCUUCCUGCCCGGCAAGGUGCGGCGCCUGAUCGGGGACUUUGGGGUGCCCAUUUCCAUCUUCAUCAUGGCACUGGCUGAUUUCUUCAUCAAUGACACCUACACCCAGAAACUCAGCGUCCCCAAAGGGCUGCAGGUCACCAACGCCACCGCCCGGGGCUGGUUCAUCGACCCCAUGGGGAUCAACACCUCCUUCCCCAUCUGGAUGAUGUUUGCCUCCGUGAUUCCCGCCCUUCUGGUCUUCAUCCUCAUCUUCCUCGAGACACAGAUCACCACCCUCAUUGUCAGCAAGCCCGAGAGGAAGCUGGUGAAGGGCACCGGCUUCCACCUGGAUCUGCUGCUGAUCGUGGCCAUGGGGGGGCUGGCAGCCCUCUUUGGCAUGCCCUGGCUCAGCGCCACCACCGUGCGCACCAUCACCCAC
Molecule: messenger RNA, 1166 nt
Organism: Zonotrichia albicollis (white-throated sparrow)
Lineage: Eukaryota; Metazoa; Chordata; Aves; Passeriformes; Passerellidae
Source: RefSeq, a predicted model, not a curated record